AACAAGAGUUUUUAUUAUUAAUUUAUCUAGUUGUUCACAGCUGUUGCUCACUUUAAUUUAAAUUUAUCUUCUUUUCAUUCUCUCUCUCUAUAUAUAUGAAUGGUAUUAAGUUUCAAAUACGGUGCAAACAAUAUUAUUCAGCCAGUACUAGAGCUCUUAUAGACAUGGCCAUCUCCAAAUUGCUUCUUGCUGCUAUGGUUUUUAUUUCUCUACUUCUUGUUCAACUUGUUGAAGCUGACAAACAAGUGGUAAACACGCAUGCAACAGAAAGUUCUUACACCCCUAAAUUAGAUUGUGGAGCAGCAUGUGAGGCAAGAUGUCGUCUUGCAUCAAGACAGAAAAUGUGCAAGAGAGCAUGUGGGACUUGUUGUGCUCGUUGUAACUGUGUGCCACCUGGCACUUCUGGAAAUCAAGAACUUUGCCCUUGCUACUAUAACAUGACUACCCAUGGUGGCAGGCGCAAGUGCCCCUAAAUAUAUAUAUAUAUAGAAGAACUUUAAGAAAUAUGUAAUAAUUAAGUAAUAAAUAUUAGGCUUUACAUUUACAUAUGCGAGCUAGCUAGAUGAUGAUCACUAUUCUCGUGUAAUCUUGUCUCUGUUUGUGCACGUAUAUAUGUAGCUUUGUAGCAUUAAGGGGUAUAGUAUUAAUUAGGGGUAAGUUGCUACUACUAUCUUACUACUACUUUGUGAUAUAAAUAAGUGAUAUUUACAUGUAUAUUAGGGAAUUCAUUGCCCUGUGAUCACAUUUCUGAUGAUUGAAUACUGAAUUUGAUGACGUAGCAUUUCUAUUA
Lycium ferocissimum is the source of this 790-nucleotide messenger RNA. RefSeq names its product gibberellin-regulated protein 1-like. Bases 96 to 473 code for a protein of 125 amino acids. NCBI's taxonomy places the organism in Eukaryota, Viridiplantae, Streptophyta, Magnoliopsida, Solanales, Solanaceae. The transcript has 4 exons. The record is from RefSeq and is a predicted model, not a curated record.